This is a messenger RNA of Symbiodinium pilosum, 786 nucleotides long. The record is from the annotation of a GenBank genome assembly. NCBI's taxonomy places the organism in Eukaryota, Dinophyceae, Suessiales, Symbiodiniaceae.
AUGGCGACGAAAUUGUUUCUGCUGCUCUACAGUGGAUGGCAGAACCAAGGUAACGCGCAUGCCCCCACAUGUUCGAUUGAUGGCAAGCACUAUAUGGACGAAAAGGUGUGGAGCCCCAACGGGGGUGUCCAGACGGACGCAUCAGGCUGCCAACGGGUGUGUCUGGCAGACGUCGGGUGUUCGUUCUGGACAUUCUACAACUCAUCGCAUAUGUGCUGGCUAUUGGGGCAGCAUGCAACUCUGGGGACCAUCCCUGACAGUACGGCUACAAGCGGCCCAAAAAGUUGCAAUGCGAUGGAGGUGCCUCUGCAGUUUCCCGAAUCCGUUGAGCCUGCGACCGCCAUCACAGGAAAAAAGACAUCUUUGGAAGAUGCCCUGGAGCAGAUUCAACGAAGUGGCUCUUUGGCGAUGCAGCAUUUGGAGGGCAAGGCUGUGCCGCUGCGAAGUGUGCUGGAGCACCCCUUCCACCUCAUGGAGCCAGAGGCAGUCACUGACACAACGAGCUUCAGAGGCUUGCCUUGGUUCAUUGCCGUUGUAGCUCUUCUUUGUGCAGCUGCCACGGCCGCUACAGUCCUGUGGCUGCUCAGGAAUCAGGAUAGUAUUGACAGCGAGGUUGAGCCCACAGACCAGGAUGCGCUUGUGGAAAUCCCGACCAUAGAGCUUGCAUCGCAACGUCUAGCAACCACAAGGCAGAGCAUCCAUGCACUCGACUCUGCAAUGCGGACUGACCGUCCGCAACCGAUGGUAUCUGCUGACCCAGAACAACAGAGCACGAAUCUUGUGUGA